Molecule: messenger RNA, 450 nt
Organism: Clonostachys rhizophaga
Lineage: Eukaryota; Fungi; Ascomycota; Sordariomycetes; Hypocreales; Bionectriaceae
Source: the annotation of a GenBank genome assembly
AUGGUUAAACUUUUGGGAGCCUGCUUAGCAGGCGCGAUUCGCUUUGCUGCCCAGGCACUUGCGGAUCGCACCUCAUACCGACUUCUUUCCAUGCCUGUCAAAGGUCUGCUCCCAAGGGACACGGUAGACUUUGACGCCGAUGGUCUUAACUUUCUCAAAAUGAUGGCCGCCGUGGGAGACUCGUACUCCGCGGGUAUCGGUUCCGGGUCUCCGCUUGAAAGAAGCUAUCAUGAAUGGAACUGUCGGAGAUAUGAUCUAUCCUACCCCUGGCUAAUCAACCAAGAUCCCAGGCUCGGACCUCCAGAAAUGAGAAGCUUCCAGUUCGAGUCGAGCUCCGGUGCCGUGACACAGGAUCAAGUCAUCUUGCUCUCUGCUGGUGGCAACGACGUGGAGCUUACCAACGUCCUGAAUCAGUGCAUAUACCAAUGGGCUGCAUUCAACCCUGCAUAA